AAAAAAAUAAGGAGUUCAAAUGGAAGGAAAAAAUAUUCAAAAUAUGAAAAAAAAUUAUGUCAAAAAAGCCGUGCCUCCAGAUGGUGGAUGGGGAUGGGUGGUUUGCCUCGGAUGUGGUUUAAUAUCGUUAUCUCUAAGGUCUCUGGAUCCAUCCUUUGGACUACUUUUUGGUGACCUUCUGCGAGAUCUGAAAAUCGAUUCUGUCAGAACUUCUGUCAUUAUAAGUGUACUCGAUGCUAACAUCAACUUUUCAGGUCUAUUCGUUGGAUACCUGUUGAAAAAAUAUUCCUACAGGAAGGUUGCAUUUUUUGGCUCUUUGUUAAAUAGCAUAGGUCUAAUUUUGACCUCUAGAGCCUCAAGCCUCUCCCACAUUAUUAUAACUUACAGUAUUAUAGGAGGAUUGGGUACUGGAGUAUCACUUGCAUCAUCUUUUGUGGCACUGAAUAGUUUUUUCGUAAAGAGACGAGGACAAGCUCUAGGUUUUUCAAUGGCUGGAACAUCUUUAGGAAUGAUGCUCAUGCCCCAGGUUGUCCAGAUUCUUCUCAGAAUUUAUGGAUUUCGUGGAACGACAUUGCUAAUUGGAGGUAUUUCUUUACAUUCUUUAGCUGGAGCAUGUCUUUUAAGUCCAGUUCCUCUUAAGAGAGUUGAAGAAAAGAUCGCCAAAAGCUUAGAAUCGAGUGAAGAUUCUUCGACUCAGAUAAUACCAACAUUUCAAGAAGAUGACCCACUGUUGAAGCGAAAUAAUGAAAAUGAUACAAAAGUUGAAAUAUCAUCUCUAUCGAAUGACAAAAUAAAAAAUUUAAACUUCCCCAGGAAGAAAUCUUAUUUCGAAAUACUGAAAGAUUUGUUAGGAUUGAAUUUUUUAUCAGAUUUAACUUAUAUGAAUAUUAUGAUCGGAUUGUGUCUUAUUUACGUGGCAGAUACCAAUUUUAAACUCAUUACACCAUUUUUCUUGAUCAACAUCGGAUUGACGAAAAAGGAAGUUGCUUUCUGCCUCUCUCUCACUGCUUUCAUGAACAUUUUGGCUCGCCUCUUCUUACCAACACUUUUUGAAAAGCUUGGAUUCAAAAAAAGAUCAAUUGUUUGGAUUUGCUCUCUCCUACUCGGAAUCGGUCGUUCAGUUUUUGCAGAAGGAUCCCACAACACAUCUUUACUAGUUGUUACGGCAUUUAUAGGGUUUCUACGUGGUGUGAUUACAGUAAAUUUGAAUUUGAUAAUUUCGGAGAAAUGUUCUCUGGAAAUUUUGCCAUACGCUUUUGGAUUCUUCAUGGUACUCAAGGGCACUUUUGUCGUCUUCCUAAGUCCGCUAAUCGGCUACGUGAGGGAUGUUACCAGCAGUUACAGAGUUUGCAUUCAUCUGAUGACAGGUGUGAUUCUUUUGUCUUUCAUUAUUUGGGGAAUUGAAUUUUUCUACGAGAAAGUGAACCUCCUGAGAAGAAGAAAAGAAAAUGUUUUAAAUAAAAAUAACAAUUAUAGAACCAUUUGGUGCAAUCGAUCUCUACUGAGCAACAGUAAUUGCGAUACAACUCUAAUGGACAUCGUUAUAUACUAUAGAAUUCCAUUGCGCAGCAUUAUAUGCAGAACAACUCUAUUGCGCAGAACUAGGUGUGAUGUACCUCUAUUGCGCAGAGGUAUGUGUGAUAUAACUCUAUUGCGCAACAUUAGGUGUGAUAUACCUCUAUUGCGCAGAGGUAUGUGUGAUAUAACUUUAGAGCGCAGCAUUACGUAA
Messenger RNA from Belonocnema kinseyi, 1729 nucleotides. Its product is annotated as monocarboxylate transporter 12-like. Bases 20 to 1729 code for a protein of 569 amino acids. The transcript is spliced from 10 exons. The record is from RefSeq and is a predicted model, not a curated record. Lineage: Eukaryota; Metazoa; Arthropoda; Insecta; Hymenoptera; Cynipidae. Gene Ontology annotation, biological process: monocarboxylic acid transport; transmembrane transport. Gene Ontology annotation, molecular function: monocarboxylic acid transmembrane transporter activity.